Messenger RNA from Paramecium tetraurelia, 1026 nucleotides. RefSeq lists its product as uncharacterized. Lineage: Eukaryota; Ciliophora; Oligohymenophorea; Peniculida; Parameciidae. The record is from RefSeq and is a predicted model, not a curated record. The transcript is spliced from 2 exons. Gene Ontology annotation, biological process: protein phosphorylation; intracellular signal transduction. Gene Ontology annotation, molecular function: protein serine/threonine kinase activity; ATP binding. Gene Ontology annotation, cellular component: cytoplasm.
AUGCAAUAUCGGAGACCCAAGCUGAAAUCUUUGGAUAAUAAAGAGAAUCAACACACUUCGGAAACUCCAUAGCAGACUCGCAAACUGUUUAGGAAGACAUCACCAAAAUUAUUGUAGCCAUUACAAAUGGAUUAACACAUUAGUUCAAGAGAACCUUUGACUACAAAAGUGGAUGGACUGCACAAAAUCAGGCUAAGAACAUAUGUUAGCACUGUAGAAAAUUUGAUGAAUGAUAAUUUGUUAAAAUUAAUACCUCCAACAUGUGAUGGGACUACUUACUCAAUUGGACAGUCAAUAGGUAAGGGAAGUUACGCCACAGUAAGACUAGGAACUAACAAGCAAGGUUUGAAAGUAGCAAUAAAAGUGUAUGAAAAGUUAUUCUUAAAAGGCGAGCGACUCAAUAAUCUCGUAAAAGAAAUCAGCGCAUUGAAAGCCCUGAAUCACGAGCAGAUUGUUAAAUUAUUGGAUGUCUAUCAUUGUGGAAGCACUAUAAAUUUAGUGUUGGAAUACUGUGGAAGUGAAAGUCUCUUUACUUUGGUUAAAUAGCACAGAGCCUUAUCAAAAGAUUAUGCAUUCAAUAUCAUUCAUUAAUUGUUGAAGCUCCUAGUCUACAUUCAUGAGAAGAACAUAUGUCAUCGAGACAUCAAGCUUGAGAAUAUUCUCAUAACCAAUAAAAAAAUUAGACUCAUUGAUUUUGGGUUUAGCACUCUAUACAAUAGCAUUAGUUGUCAUUGUGGUACACCAAGCUAUAUGUCACCUGAAGUGGUCACAAAGCAGAAGUAUGAUGGAAGGACUACUGAUAUAUGGGCCUUAGGGGUUCUUUUUGUUGGCUUACUUCAAGGGAGCUUCCCAUACAAGGGCUCAUCAGAAAAGGAACUGUUUUCCAAGAUAAGAAAUAAUGAGUAUACAAUUAAUAGUUAGGAUAAGGAUGUUAGGGUGUUUCUGGGACAGAUCUUUGUUUUGGAUCCUCAUCAUCGGGCUACUGCGAAAGAGUUACUUUAAUGCGAUGUAUUUAGAUAUAUGUGA